Colletotrichum godetiae is the source of this 919-nucleotide messenger RNA. RefSeq lists its product as uncharacterized. The record is from RefSeq and is a predicted model, not a curated record. Bases 190 to 885 code for a protein of 231 amino acids. NCBI's taxonomy places the organism in Eukaryota, Fungi, Ascomycota, Sordariomycetes, Glomerellales, Glomerellaceae. The transcript is spliced from 2 exons.
CUUCAUCUGUCUCCAAGUCUAGCCUUUUACCAUCUUAAUCAAACCCAAUCCUAAUAUCUGUCCUCCCUCCGCGCUGUGCGCCUCAAUACCAAAGCCUUCAACCACCAGCAUACACACAUAACACCUCCCACCAAACUGCAAACAUCACCAACCUCGCCCACAACACUCCUUCCCCUCAAAACCGCAAAAAUGACCCGUCUCCUAACUCCCCUCCUCCUCCUCGCCUCAACAGCAACAGCCCACUUCUCCCUCACCCUCCCCAAACCCCUAGGCGACUCAGACGACAACGAAGCAACCGCCCCCUGCGGCGGCUAUACCGCUUCCUCCUCCUCGGCCACAACAGACUUCUACGUCGAAGGCGACGCAAUCGGCAUGGAAAACGGCCACCCCCAAACAAACUGGCUCUUCCGCGCCACGCUCGACACCACCGCCGCGAGCGGCUGGACACAGCUGUUCCCCAUCGUCAUGCAGACUGGCCUGGGCAACUUUUGCGAGCCGAAAGUUGUGGCGCCGGGGAACUGGACGGGCAAGAGGGGCGUUGUCAGUGUUGUUGCGCACUCGCCCGACGGGCUUUUGUAUACUUGCGCCGCAGUAAACUUCGUCUCCGGCACAGCUCCAACCCGCUCAGACUGCAAAAACGCAACAGUCACCGUCGAUUUCACCUCAGACUCCACCCUCACAGCCCUCCUCAGCGCUAGCGGCUCCUCAAGCGGCGACACCCCAUCCUCCGGAUCCUCGGGAACCUCGACCCCGUCCGCCUCGGCGUCGAGCACCGCCAACGCCGCGCCCGGUGCCCUGGGUGAUACCGUCUUCUCUGCUGGCGCCAUGGCUGGUCUUUUGGUGUCGCUUACUGCUGCUGUCGGCGGUGCUGCCAUGUUCUUCUAGAGUUCUUUUGAGAAGGCUUUGGUGAUUAUGGGCG